CUCUCUCUCUCUCUCUCUCUCUCUCUCUCUCUCUCUUUCCCCCGCUGCACAGGGCGAGUCAUUCCGGGAGGUGAUGAGGAGGAUUCAGACCAUGCUCGACAUCCAGGAGAAAGAGUUUGAGAAAUUUAAAUUUGCGAUUGUGAUGAUGGGCCGGCAUCAGUACAUCACUGAAGAUGAGUACGAAGUCAACCUGAAGGACUUUGAGCCACAGCCAGGUAACAUGUCCCACCCGCGCCCCUGGCUAGGGUUGGACCACUUCAACAAAGCUCCAAAGAGAGGUCGCUACACCUACCUGGAGAAAGCAAUCAAGAUCCACAACUAAACAGCCUGCCCGCCCUUCCUCCUCCUCCUCCUCUUCCUCCUCCUCCUUCAUACCAACCCACCUAACACAAUAACCACAGACUGUAACCAACCGUGUGUGUGUGUGUGUGUGUGUGUGUGUGUAUGCGUGUGUGGGUGCGUGCGUGUGUGUGUGUGUGUUCAUCCCCUUUAUACCACCCCGCGUGGACGGCUCUGCACACUAUAUAUCUGAGUCUUUAAGGAUCCCACAGCGGCUGACGGCUUCACAUUCACCCACAAAACUCAAAUCUUACACCAUCCCAGGUUUUUUCUUCCCUUGUUUGAGGCUCCUCAGUUGUUUUGUUUUUUUUUGUUUUGUUUGGUUUCUCCCCCCCCCCCCCCCCAGGCUUUUCUCCAACUGUUGGCUGCCUUUUUUUUCAUUAAAUAAAUGGAGAGGGGAGAGGAAGAGGGUUACAGUAUAAACUCUAUAGACUGGUGUUUUUGUUUUUUUUUUUGGUUUUUUUUUUUUCCUCCUUCCUCCUCCUCCUUGCACCUACGUCCAUCCCCCUCCCCCUCCCCCCCCCCUUGUUUUUCUGGGCUCCGUUUUUAAACCGAGAUGUGGAUAUUGGGAAGAGGAGCCAUGCUUGUGCGUGGAGAGCGGGAAGAAGGGAAGGCGGCGAGGACUAUUUAACGGCGAGGUGGGGAUUAGUCGCUGGUCGUUUAGCCAGAGGAUUUUUCAAAAAAAAAGGGGGCCGCAGCUGGUUGGUUUGGUCCCCCCUGUUUUCUUUUUUUUUUUUUUUGUUUUUUUAAAGCGACGCAGAUAGCUGAGGCUAACUAGCUGCCCUGGUGUGGUUCUUAUGUUUUCUGCUCCUGCUCUUUAGCGCAACUAGUCAACAGCAACAACAACAAAAUAAGAUAUUUCCAUGUUUACACACAACUCUUUAUCACUUAGUUUUGGUUGGAGGAGAAGUAAAAUCAACCUUUUUUUUUUUUUUUUGUCUUUUCUGCAAAUCUUGUACAAUAAAAUAAAAUUUAAAAAAAAAACACCACAGCAUCUGUUUAAAAAUAAAUGGGGAUAAAAUAAGGAAGAAAUUGUCUGUACUUCAUCUUGCACGCUGGCACUUGUUCAAAACGUUUUACAUUUCUCAGGACUGGCAAAUGUAAACUUGGGUUGUACAUUUAUUUUAUUUUUUUUUUGGUUUCGCUCAACUUUAAAGGAACGCAUCCCCCCUCAAGUGACCCACCCCCCUUCUCCCCCCCUCUCCCCCCAUGUUUUUCAACAUUUUUAUGGUUACAGACUCCUUCAGACAUAAAACUUCACCCCCCCCUUUCCUGCUGCUAUC
This is a messenger RNA of Lampris incognitus (smalleye Pacific opah), 1622 nucleotides long. RefSeq names its product ubiquitin carboxyl-terminal hydrolase 7-like. The record is from RefSeq and is a predicted model, not a curated record. Lineage: Eukaryota; Metazoa; Chordata; Actinopteri; Lampriformes; Lampridae. The coding region runs from base 74 to 322 and encodes 82 amino acids. The transcript has 3 exons.